ACAUUUCUUGUCACACCUUUGCUUCACCAAUCGAAUUAAUUCAUUGUGUGUGAUUCUUGUUCUUGUUUUUUUUUUAAUGCACGAUCGCCAAGACGUGAAAAUGCACAUGGGUUUGGCCAAAGCGGGGCUUUAUCAUAGAGACCAUUUGGCUAUCUUCAAUGUAUUCAGAUUGAUCUCUGCAUUCAUAUCCUUUGUGCUCUAUUCCAAUAUGGUUUCCUCUUCUUCCAUAGAUCUUUCGACUGCAGUCCUUAUAAGGGUCGAUCAAUCUGGUAAAGGGGAUUUCACCAAGAUUCAAGAAGCCAUCGAUGCUGUUCCUCCUAAUUUAAACGAUACCCAUCUGUAUUUCAUCUGGGUUAAACCCGGAAUUUACAGGGAGAAAGUGGUUGUUGCUGAGGAUAAACCCUACAUAACACUGAGCGGAACACAAGCUUCCAACACCAUACUGACAUGGAACGAUGGCCAAGACAUCUUGGCUUCUCCCACCCUCACUGUCUUUGCUUCCGAUUUCGUCUGCCGCUUUCUUACUAUUCAGAAUACGUUUGGAACGGCGGGACAAGCUGUGGCCCUGCGAGUGGCUGCCGAGAGGGCGGCCUUCUACGGAUGUGCAAUAAAGUCGUACCAAGACACUCUUCUUGACGACAACGGAAAUCAUUACUUCAAGAACUGCUAUAUCGAGGGAGCCACCGAUUUCAUCUGCGGAAGUGCAUCUUCUCUCUUUGAAAGGUGCCAUUUGCAUUCGUUAUCGUCGAACAAUGGAUCAAUAACCGCGCAGAUGAGGUCAUCGGCAACAGAGAAGUCGGGAUUUACUUUCUUGGGAUGCAAGGUAACAGGCUUGGGUUCCACGUUUCUUGGAAGACCAUGGGGAGCUUACUCUAGGGUUGUCUUCGCCUAUUCUUUCUUGUCAAAUGUUGUCUCGCCCGAUGGAUGGAACGAGUGGGGAGACCCAAGCAAGGAAAGUACCGUAUACUAUGGAGAAUACAGAUGUUAUGGGGAUGGAGCUGACCGGUCGAAGAGGGUAAAAUGGUCAAAACAAUUAUCCGAUGAAGAAGCCGCCGCAUUCUUGAGCAAAGACAUGAUCGGCGGCAAAGAUUGGCUCCGGCCGGCUCCUUCUCAUUUCAGGACAAGCUCCCAUAUCAAAACAUAAAUCCGUCAAUUUGAUUGAUUAAUCUCAUUAUUUCUUGUUGGAAAACGUUCAAUAUUUUAUUAUUUUAUUGAUUAUAUACACCCACGUAAUGUGUAUGUUUAAUUUGAUUUGAAUGCACUUAAGCG
Messenger RNA from Tarenaya hassleriana, 1269 nucleotides. RefSeq names its product putative pectinesterase 11. The record is from RefSeq and is a predicted model, not a curated record. The transcript is spliced from 5 exons. Gene Ontology annotation, biological process: cell wall modification. Gene Ontology annotation, molecular function: pectinesterase activity. Lineage: Eukaryota; Viridiplantae; Streptophyta; Magnoliopsida; Brassicales; Cleomaceae. The coding region runs from base 77 to 1144 and encodes 355 amino acids.